This is a messenger RNA of Colias croceus (clouded yellow), 863 nucleotides long. RefSeq lists its product as uncharacterized. Gene Ontology annotation, biological process: cytoskeleton-dependent cytokinesis. The transcript has 4 exons. Bases 210 to 776 code for a protein of 188 amino acids. The record is from RefSeq and is a predicted model, not a curated record. Lineage: Eukaryota; Metazoa; Arthropoda; Insecta; Lepidoptera; Pieridae. Gene Ontology annotation, cellular component: dynactin complex.
UUGGCAAUUGGCUAGUGUUUUUUUUUUUCUACCAAAAAUCACAAAAUAACACUGGCUAAUAUAGAGAAAGAUUUAAUUUAAAUUUUAAAACAAAAAGAUAGGUUUAAAUUUCGAAUCUUUAUUUGCAUUUGCUUCGUUACCUUUCAGCUUAACAAGUCAACGUAUUUUUCUUGGAUUUUAGUUUUUAUAUUUUUGUGAAGAAAUUUAUAAUGGAUCCCAUUGCGGUUUUACAAAGCAGAAUUGAGCAACUCGAAGCUAAAUUGGGCUUACCCUCUAAUUCCCUUAUUGAGGGUCAACAAGGUGAUUCAGUAACAGCGAACCUAUUAAAUACGGCCCAAGCUAUCAGCAAUGCUACUGCUGGACAUGAAAAGCUUAUGCAGGCUCAGAAUAUGGCCUCAGAAUUGAACAACUACACUGAUCCAAACUUUAUAGAAAAUAUGCAACAAAAUACCAUGAAUAUGCAUGAAAUAGCAGCCGCAGAGCCGGUAAUCAAACAUCAUUGCCAUUGUAUGCAUAGAUGUAAACAGGCUGCCCCUGUAUUGGAGUCUGAGGUGUUACAGCAAGUACCCCAAAUGCAGGAAGCUGUAAAUAACAUGCACAUUGCUGCUGCAGAAGCGAAGGCAGAAGCUGAUGGGGUAUCCCAAGGAAUUCAAGAACUGGCUGAAACCUGUGGUGCUGCUGCUUCCAAUGCUUCUGAACAACUGACUAAUGUUGCUCAAAAGGUUGAGCAGGCUGAACAAAAAUUGUUUCCUAAAAGACGAAAUGGAUUAGAUUAAACAAUUCAGAUCUGUAACACCUGUUAAUAAAGUAUUGUUUUAUAUUUAUUUAAUUGCUUAAAUUAAAAAGUAUAUUAUUCAAAUCAA